AUGGUCAAAGCAGUUGCUGUUCUUCGAGGUGACGCCAAGGUUGGCGGCACCGUCGUCUUCGAGCAGGCGUCCGAGUCUGAUCCCACCACCGUCACCUGGGACAUCAGCGGCAACGACCCCAACGCCAAGCGUGGUUUCCACAUCCAUACCUUUGGUGACAACACCAAUGGCUGCACUUCUGCCGGCCCUCACUUCAACCCUCACGGAAAGACUCACGGCGCUCCUUCGGACGAGGCCCGACACGUCGGCGACCUCGGCAACAUCGAGACUGACGGCCAGGGCAACGCCAAGGGCUCCGUGAAGGACUCUCACGUCAAGCUCAUUGGCCCCCACAGCGUCAUUGGCCGUACCGUGGUUGUCCAUGCCGGUACCGACGAUCUCGGCAAGGGUGGCAACGAGGAGUCCCUCAAGACGGGCAACGCUGGUCCUCGACCUGCCUGCGGUGUGAUUGGCAUAUCGUCGUAA
This is a messenger RNA of Ustilaginoidea virens, 465 nucleotides long. RefSeq lists its product as uncharacterized. The transcript is spliced from 5 exons. Gene Ontology annotation, biological process: removal of superoxide radicals. The record is from RefSeq and is a predicted model, not a curated record. NCBI's taxonomy places the organism in Eukaryota, Fungi, Ascomycota, Sordariomycetes, Hypocreales, Clavicipitaceae. Gene Ontology annotation, molecular function: superoxide dismutase activity; copper ion binding. The coding region runs from base 1 to 465 and encodes 154 amino acids.